AUGUGGCCCGGAAUCCUGCAGUUUACAGCAAGCAUUCGUCCCCUGCAGCAGAUUCUCAAUUCCUGGAAUAGCAAUGAGGGUAACCAGAACAACAUCUGUCUACGGGCACCUAGCGUGCAAAGCCCUUCAGAUGGGCUCCUCCCGCCUGACAGGUUCACACGGGAUCAGUCAAUACGGGUGCUCCAGGCUGAUCGCCUUUCCAAAGCUGUCCAAAUCCCGACUACAAUCGAGGAGCACAUGAACGAUCCCUAUAGUGAAGAAUUUAGACCAUUUCUUGAUUUCCAGGGGCUUCUUCGAUCCCUUUUUCCCCUUACGUACUCCGAGGCUAGAAUAGACUAUGUCAACAGACUAGGUCUAGUCUUUACUCUAAAUGGUACAGAUCACAACCUCAAGCCUAUUCUUUUCGCAGCCCACCAAGACGUUGUCCCUAUAGAUGACCCCUCUGGGUGGACCUACCCACCAUUCUCGGGGCAUUUCGACGGUGAAUGGCUUUGGGGUCGCGGAGCAAGCGACUGCAAAAAUCUGGUAAUUGGGCUACUCUCUGUGAUUGAGGAUCUAUUAGCCCAAGAGUGGCACCCAAUCCGUACCGUUAUACUUGCAUUUGGCUUCGAUGAAGAAAUCCAAGGAGGGCUUGGUGCAGGGUCAAUUUCAUCCUUCCUUGAGCAAAAAUAUGGACAAUACAGCUUUGAGUUUAUCUCCGACGAAGGGGGUAUGGGUAUUGAAAAUCUUGCUAAUGACGAAGGGCAUGAUGAUAUAGUGUACGCCCUUCCCGGUAUAAGUGAAAAGGGCAGUAUGAAUAUGGUCUUGGAUCUUUCAGUGCCAGGUGGGCACAGUUCUGUUCCCCCGCCUCAUACAGGUAUCGGAAUAAUGUCUGAGAUCAUUUAUCUCCUGGAACGAGAAGAUCUUUUUACGCCCCUGCUAGGCGAGACACAUCCAUCUCGCCGAAAGCUAGAAUGCCAGGCAAGGUACUCGCCAAAUUAUGUUGAACCAUGGCUGGCCGAUAUACUACAAUCCACCAACUACGGGUUUGCGGCAGAGAAACUAGCCUUGUCAAGAGGCCCAGAGUUUAGAUUUAUGCUACAAACAUCACAAGCAGCUGAUAUUUUCCACGGCGGUGUUAAAGCAAAUAAUCUGCCAGAGAAUAUCUCAGCGUUGGUCAAUUAUCGGAUUGCCAUACAUCAAUCACCAGACACGGUUAAGUCUCGUGCUAUUCAGAUCGUUGCUCCAAUUGCGCGGAAAUAUAAUCUAACCUUAUAUGACUUCCGGGAAGACCCCACACAUAAAGGGAAUAACUAUCUACAACUGUCAACAGACAAGAUUGAGCUGCACCCGGCGCCCAUCAGCCCCAUACGUGAUACAGUUGGGACCCGGUUUGCAGGAGUUAUACGAUCAGCCUUUGAGUCUGUGCCCAGUUUAAAAGGCAAAACCGUUGUAGUCGUUGGGGAUCUUAUGUCAGGCAACACAGAUACAAUAUUCUACUGGAACCUGUCAAAGAAUAUAUAUCGCUGGGAUCCAGUUAGGAGGGGCAGGGCACUGAAUAUACAUGGGGUUGACGAAAGGAUUGCCCUUGAUGCACAUUUGGAGACUAUGACUUUUUAUUACGCCAGGGAUGUUGGAUGA
Molecule: messenger RNA, 1620 nt
Organism: Aspergillus novofumigatus IBT 16806
Lineage: Eukaryota; Fungi; Ascomycota; Eurotiomycetes; Eurotiales; Aspergillaceae
Product: M20 family metallopeptidase
Exons: 4
Coding region: 1-1620 (539 amino acids)
Cellular component (GO): fungal-type vacuole lumen
Molecular function (GO): metallocarboxypeptidase activity
Source: RefSeq, a predicted model, not a curated record